This is a messenger RNA of Linum tenue, 2964 nucleotides long. NCBI's taxonomy places the organism in Eukaryota, Viridiplantae, Streptophyta, Magnoliopsida, Malpighiales, Linaceae. The record is from the annotation of a GenBank genome assembly.
AUGGCAGAAGUGAUUCUGGUCCCCGUCGCAAAGCAAAUCCUCGGAAAGCUAGCUAACUUGGCUUGGGACCAGGUCGCACUAGUAUGGUCUCUCCGAAACGAGCUGGAGAAACUCAAGGGCACCGUCUCCACCAUCCAGGCCGUGCUCCGUGAUGCUGAGGAGAAGCAGGGCCACAAUCAUCAAAUCACAGUGUGGCUCGAGAAGCUCUCCGAUGUGAUGUACGAUGCUGAUGACUUGCUCGAUGAUUUCUCCACCGAGACUCGUCGGCAGAAGGCAGCAGGAGCAGACUCGACGACGGCUUCUUGUUGCAGUGUGGUAUGUUUCCUAGUCUCUUUUCCGAAACGAUUCUUGUAUGAACAUGGGAUGGCUCGCGCCAUCAGGGCGAUUCGAGAGAAGCUCGAUGAUGUGAAGAAUGACAGGGAGUUCCACUUGGACGAGCUUGCUGAGAGAGAGCAAGCUCUCCCUUUGGAGACGGAUCCAUGUCCGCCGAAUAUUGUUGUCGGGAGAGAAGCUGACCGAGAAGAAAUCGUUCGACUUCUAGUGCACUCUGAUUGUGAAUCUAAUGUUUCUGUGGUCACAAUUGUUGGGAUGGGUGGACUUGGAAAGACGACUCUUGCUCAGCUUGUGUUCGAACACGAGGCAGUUAAGGCGCGCUUCGAUUUGACUGUUUGGGUUUACGUCUCGCAGAGCUUUGAUGUCAAAGCCCUUCUUGUAAAAAUGUUGCAAUCCAUGACUGGUGAGAGCCAAGCAGGUCUUCAGUUGGCUGUUCUGCAGGAGAAGCUUUGGGACAAGAUAAGAGACAAAAGGUUUCUUGCUGUAUUUGAUGAUGUCUGGGAGGAGAGUGCUAGAAGUUGGGAGGACUUGGCAAAAUACCUUAUGGUUGGUGCCGCGGGUAGCAAGGUAUUGGUGACCACUCGAUCCACCAAAGUGGCCGAGCUUGGUGGUGAAAUCUUGAAGUCGGAAACGAGUAGCAAAGUUGUGAUGCCCUAUUUCUUGGAAGGCUUGUCGGAGGACGAGUCUUGGGAUUUGCUGGUGAGAAAGGCUCUUCAUGGAGAAGCUCAACAGUGCCUGGAUGUGGAAAGAACUGGAAGAGAGAUACUGAAGAAAUGUUGUGGAGUUCCUCUUGCUGUUAGUACGAUAGCUGGUGUGUUGAGUUCGAGAGAUCCGAAAUCUGAGUGGUCGUUGUUGCUACGUGAUGAGCUCUCAAGCAUCUCUGGAGAAGAAAAUCAUAUAAUGUCAACCCUUCGUUUAAGUUUCAAUCAUCUUCCUUCGAAGCUGAAGCAUUGCUUUUCUUAUUGCAAGCUGUUUGGAAAGGGUGAUGAUCUUGAUGUUCCAAGGAUGGUACAACUCUGGAUGGCACAAGGGUACGUCGAGUCGGACGAUGAAGGGUUGGGUUGUUUGAAGACGCUAGUCUGUAGGUCAUUUUUCCAGGAAGUAAAGGUAGACGAGUUGGGGAAUUUAUGGACAUGCAAGAUGCACGAUUUGAUGCACGAUUUAGCUAGUUCCAUUGCUGGGGAAAGGAUCGAAAUACUCGAAAUGUCGAGUAUUCUACAAAGCAUUUCUUCAAGAACUCGUCAUGUGGUGUUGUUUGGAUUCUCUAAUUAUGACGGAGACGACGAUGGUGAUUAUGGAUUGUUAGGGGAUGUGAGCAAGGUACGGACACUGAUGGGUUACAGCAGUUAUUCAAAAAGAGAUCGUGGACGAGCCCUCCACAACUUCAAGCGUGUACGAGCUUUAAGAAUGUUGAUUAAAGAUUCGGAUAGUUGUGAAAUACUGCGUGCUCUUGGCGAGUUGAAGCAUUUGAGAUUUCUUGCUCUGGGGUGGCGGGGACUGGAAAGAGUUCCGAAUACGAUCACCAAGUUGCUCAAUCUGCAAGUGCUUGAUCUCCGUGCUUGCCGCUACAUAGAGGAGCUACCAAAGGAUGUUAGAAAGCUAGUCGAUCUUAAGCAUAUCUACCUGCACGAGUAUGUGGAAUUUGCACAUAUGCCAAAAGGGAUUGGGGAGUUAACAUCCCUACAGACCUUACCUAUUUUUGUAGUGGGACAUAAAGGAGAUGAUGAGACCGCAAAUGGAGCAGCCGGGUUGGAAGAGCUGCGAGAGUUGAAUUCUUUGGGUGGAGAGUUGAAGAUUGCAAACUUGGGGCACGCCGAGCCUGUGACUGUGAGUGGUUAUGUCUUAAAGAACAAGUUGCGGCUUCAGUCCUUGGUUUUAAAAUGGGGAUACCCCGAUUACGACGAUGCUACUCGCUCUGCCAAUGAUGAAGAGAUGCUCGAAAUGCUCCGCCCUCAUCCCGAUCUUAAGAAACUGGAGAUUCACGCAUAUCAAGGUGUGAAUCUCCCCAACUGGUUGUCUACAAUGACCAAUCUCGUGGACUUUAAACUAAUCAACUGCGUAGAAUGCGAGUACCUUCCGCCAUUGCAUCUAUGCCCAUCUCUGAAGAAGCUCCACAUCAGCUGCUGCACAAAGCUUUUGGGCAUUAGAGACGACUAUUUUUAUUUUAGUGAUGAUGAUGCUGGCAACGACGAUUUCCCCUGUUUUCCUGCUCUUUCCAGCUUGAAAAUCACUUUUUGCGACAUGCUGAAGCGGAUGCCUCUCUUCCCAACUGUUGACGCCCAGUUGGAGUUGGACGAAUGCUGGGCAUACCCACUGCUUUGUACAAUGAUGAUGAAAUCGUCUAACCUUAGUAGCCCGCCUCUCUCCCAGUUGUCGAGUUUGCUACUUGUGGAUCUUGAUGACCUGGAGUAUCUGCCGGAGGAAGGUGUCUGCAACCUAACUUCGCUUCAGAAGCUGGUUAUCAGGCGUUGUCCAAGAUUAGCCACUCUGCCUCCUGCUAUGCGACGCCUAACUUGUCUGCAGAUACUGAUUAUUAAAGGGUGUCCCUUGUUGAAAGAAAGGUGCAGAGAAGGAGAAGGUGAGGACUGGCCCAACAUUUCCCACAUCCCAUCAGUAGAGCUCAGCGACUAA